Molecule: messenger RNA, 771 nt
Organism: Darwinula stevensoni
Lineage: Eukaryota; Metazoa; Arthropoda; Ostracoda; Podocopida; Darwinulidae
Source: the annotation of a GenBank genome assembly
CUCCUAGAUGGAAUCGGCCAAGAAACUGCUGGAAUCGCUGUGGGUGUACGGCGUGGCCGCGGCCGUGGACGUGCCGCCGACGGUCGAGGACACCCGGAGGGCCGUGGAGGCGGUGGCGCCCAUCAUGCACACCACCUUCGGGGACAUCGCCGCCUUCGAGGCCAACCUGGAGCGCGCAGACACGGCCUACACAUCCGAGUACAUCGGGCUUCACACCGACAACACCUAUUGGACUCAGCCGGCCGGAUACAACGCCUACGACCGAGCCGAAAUGUCGACAAUCGAGACCGACAAAGUGUACGAAGUCUACUCGGCCUACCAGAAGCUGGGCCGCGCCAUCACGGAACCCUCCCGCGAAUUCCAGAUCAAGCUCCAGCCGGGGACGACGCUCUUCAUCGACAACUUCAGGGUCCUCCACGCGCGGAAGGCGUUCGACGGGCGCAGGGUCAUGAUCUUCGCCUACGUCCUCCGGGACGAGUUCCUCAGCCGGUUGAAGGUCGCGGGGGUCUUCAGCGGCUUGUGAAUCCGACGAGCGACCUGUGGAAUUUGUUCUCACUCUCCUUCAAUUUUGACCUUCAUGUGGUAGACAGUAGAUGUUUGGCAAGUCAUGACCAUUUGAGAUCCAUUUCCUAUUUUAUCAAUUUCCUUCCGUGAAAUUAAUUAUUUAACAAUUAAUUUCCCUUUUGCUUCAAUGGAAAUUUGAAAAGUGAUGGUUUCUUUCAACACUGAUGCCGCCUUAGUGCAAUUUUCGAAUGAAAACAUCUUGCGAAC